CUUUACUUGUAUUUGGAUAAUUGGGGUAAACAAGUUUAGGUAUGUUGACUUUAACAUAUUGACAUGAGAUCAAUUUAGUGUUAAUGUUAUUUUCCACUACUAUAUUAUUAGUUUAUUGUUAGGCUUACGUGUUCCAUAGGUUAUGGAUCUAUGGUUCACGGCUGGUCAUGCCCUUGGAGUUGGGGUGUGACAGAGAAAGCAGUUAGUCGGCAGCAGUGAGAAACUUGAUUUGUUUUAAGCAAGGAUAUGGUGAUAGUUUUCUUUGCCCAAAAAGAUCAUCAUAGAACUUUGUUUUGGGGAUGAGAAGUGGUGGUGACAGCCACUUCCUUGAUAAUAUGCAAUUCACUAUUGUACAAUGGAGAGCUUAAUACUGAGGUGCAUUGUGGAUUCUUGAGCAAAAACUAGACCCUUCAUGAGUUUAACUGGUCACGACCAGCAGUUGACAUGUGAGAGUAUGACCGUUGUGUAGAUUUUCUGUCAAGGGGGUAUGGAGGCGACAAUGACAGCCACUUCUUCGAUAAUGCCAAUCACGUAGGGAUUUACCCACCCUCGUAAGAAUUGAGUGUACCUUGCAGUUGCGGCAGCCGAUUGAGGCAUUCAACAAUGGGCACUGUUGGUGCUUGAUAGGAUACCCACAUGAAUAGUCGCUUGAGAGAGGCUGAGCCGUGGGCCAACCAACCACUGUGGUGAUGAUUCAAUGACCAUCCUCUAGGUGAUGUAAUAGCCUUUUCUUGGUGAGAGCGCGAAGACAUUUGCAAGCUUUUGGAUGAUGAGGACACCAAAUGCCACCCCAUGAUCUACUUGUUUUUGGCGACCACCUUUAGGUUGCACCGACUGCGGAGAGGCAAAAACCAGUCGAGUUCAACAAUUUAAAAAGUAAGUUCUGGAAUACUGAAAAAACAAAGACAGAUGCAUGCUUCCAAUAGGAUAACUUUGUCUCCUGUUAAGCAUAACAUGUGAUAUUGACCAUCUUUAAGUAUCGUAGUGCUUGUGUUUACAUGCAUCAGUACACAUGGUGUAGCUGUUCUCAAGAGCAAACCAUGGUAGCCAUACUAGCCUUUGUCUACAGUGAAAGUUGUCUUAACAAUUGAAUGAUGUAUGGCUAUGGGAAAGGAGAAAUUGGGCAGCUCUUUAUCGAAGGAUUUGGAUCUUCAAUGUUGUUUGGCACCAUUGUUGGAUAGAUGACAAAUGGUGAGAUUUUCUUUUCUGAUUUAGGUACCCACGUUGUUUUGUGACGAAAUAGCUUAUUCACAUGUUUUUCUGAUGGUUCAUAACUUAAAUUCAGGGGUCGGAAACGAGCAUGCGUGACUUAUUGCAUUACUUACAUAUUAACCUGUAUUACCAAGCAUUCUCAUCAGUACAAAGUUUUGAUGUUGGGUCGUAUUUUGGGUGGUAUUGCCACUUCUCUCCUAUUUUCAGCUUUUGAAUCAUGGCUUGUGGCUGAACACAACAAGGUAAAAGGCUCUUACUUGUAUUAGUGACUGGUGACAGAGGAAUCCAUAUUGAAUUGAUUACAGUUCAUAUUUGAAUUUUGAUGAACAGUAUUAUUGAUCCUGAUGCGUAACUGUGGUAUUUUGUGUGAGCAUGAUUGCAUCUGAGAAUUGGAUUCCCUAUGUGUGAACAUAAUCUGUAGUUUUUUUGCACAAUGGGGGACCUUUCUUUCUAAAAGCCUAUUUCUUGUUGGAGCCUUUUCUAGAACUUUGAUGACGGAUGGCAUUGGUAAGCAAUUAUUUCAUCAUCAUAAUGCUUCCAGAGUUUUGCUUAAAUUUCUUGUAUCUUGCAAACUCUUUAGAUUAAUCUUGUUGUCCUGAUGUCUGCUGAUUCAUUGGGCUCUCUUUCUUGUAACCAGAUUAUAGUAGUCCCAUAAAUUCUUCCAAGAAAUAAGAAAAGAAAACUACUUAGUGAAACUGGAUCUAUAUCCAUAAUUUUGACUCUAAUAAUUUUCAAUUGCGCCCUAGUUGCCAGAAACACUGGCUACAGAAAUACAGAACUGGAAUUGUUUGAUCGUUCUGCCCUUGUUUAUUUUGCUCCUAUUUUGGAUAGGAUGCUCAAAAGAUUGUGUCUAGGGAUCCCCACUUGUCAUCAAACUUUUCCCUUUCGUCAUAUUGUCAUUUUGUUUUUCUUGUUCUUUUCUGCUGCCUUCCUUUGAUACUUUCUGACCUGGCGAUGAAGGACUUGAACCGUCAAGCUGUGGUUCUUUCUUUGUCAUCCGUUUUUGGAUGUGUAAGUGUAAGCCAACUCUAGGCAACAACUAGUUUGUAGUUUGUCCAUAGAAGUUACCUCAUUUUCAUUGUCAUUGACCCUGUUUUCUGCCUAUUUCUGCAGAGAGGAUUUGAUCAACAAUGGCUCUCAAUAACUUUCUCCCAAUAUUUCUCAGCAAUGGUCUCGUUGCUAUUGUGCCCGGGUUGUUCGGAAAUCUGCUAGUUGAUACCAUGAGUCUUGGGCCUGUGUCCCCCUUUGACGCCACUGCAUGCUUUCUUGCCAUUGGCAUGGCAGUUAUACCAUCAUCGUGGGGUGAGAACUAUGGUGACCCUUCAGAGAACAAGGACUUGCUUACCCAGUUCAACGGUGCUGCUGUGGCCAUUGCUUCAGAUGAGAAGAUUGCAUUGUUUGGUGCAAUACAAUCCCUCUUUGAAGGGUCAAUGUACACCUUUGUGUUCCUCUGGACACCUGCUUUGAGCCCAAAUGAGGAGGACAUUCCCCACGGUUUUAUAUUUGCAACUUUUAUGCUGGCUUCAAUCCUGGGAAGCACUAUUGCGUCUCGCUUGAUGGCCCGCACAUCAUUAAGAGUUGAGAGCUAUAUGCAGAUUGUUUUUGUGGUUUCUGCUGCCUCUCUUCGGCUUCCUAUUGUGACUACUUUUUUGGUAGCUCCUUCUAAGGUGGAAGGUGGAAGCAUCUCAUUUGCAGGUUGUAUCCAGCUUAUUGGCUUCUGUACCUUUGAGGCUUGUGUGGGUAUAUUCUGGCCUUCCAUUGUGAAGAUGAGGUCGCAAUACAUUCCUGAGGAGGCGAGGAGCACCAUUAUGAACUUUUUCCGCAUUCCUCUCAACAUCUUUGUUUGCAUCGUUCUUUACAAUAGGCGGCUAUUGAUGAUAGCAGAGAAGUCAAAGACAGAAGAUUGGACAGCAUUAAAGGAAAAGGACAACGAGGCUGAGCCGUUGAACGAUGCUUGAUUCCAAAAUUGAAAAACACCGCCUAAUUCAUUCCACAAACUGUCACAGGAUUUGGUUUACUUGAUGCUACGUUCUAUUCAAAUGGUGAUGGUCACAUUUUAUUUAAACUACAAUUAGUGGUCUGCAGGCAAAGAAAGGAAAAGAGAGGUACGGGACCGUGCCUUAAAGCGAACUGAGUCACAUUAGCCUCAGUUUGGCGUCUGCAUCUCUUACUGUUGGGAUAUUCUAUAUUUUGUUAUGUAUAAUUCAAAUUAUUUCUUGUUCUAAUAUAGUUCUCAUGUUUAAGCAUCUAUUAAGAUGCCAGUUUUGCUCAUGACAGUUUGAAACGGUGUAAAUGAUCCUUUAUAACACCAUAUUGUAAUUUUUAAAACACCAUUAUUAUAAAUGUUUAAGCAUUUAUAAUAAUGAAAACUUUG
This is a messenger RNA of Ilex paraguariensis (yerba mate), 3586 nucleotides long. NCBI's taxonomy places the organism in Eukaryota, Viridiplantae, Streptophyta, Magnoliopsida, Aquifoliales, Aquifoliaceae. The record is from the annotation of a GenBank genome assembly.